Pararge aegeria (speckled wood butterfly) is the source of this 644-nucleotide messenger RNA. Its product is annotated as macrophage migration inhibitory factor-like. NCBI's taxonomy places the organism in Eukaryota, Metazoa, Arthropoda, Insecta, Lepidoptera, Nymphalidae. Gene Ontology annotation, molecular function: phenylpyruvate tautomerase activity; cytokine activity. Bases 72 to 434 code for a protein of 120 amino acids. The transcript has 3 exons. The record is from RefSeq and is a predicted model, not a curated record.
UUGUUGUCGUGCUAUAGUAACGGUUAUAAAAUUAAAUAAACUUAAUAAUAUAAUAAACAUUAUACGCAGUAAUGCCGAUUUUAAAGAUUUUUACUAAUGUCCCAAAAUCGCAAAUCUCUAAAGAUUUUAUGGGAAAGGUUAUACCAGCUCUGGUAGAUGGAGUCAAAAAGGAAGCGGAUAAAUUCACUUGCAUCGUGGAAAGUGACUGCUUCCUUUCGAUGGACGGCGACCCAACGUCACCUGCUGUAUCUGCCUCUUUGGAAUCCAUUGGCCAUUUAGGGCCCGAACAAAAUAUAUAUAUAACAAAAUUGUUAACGGCAGUUAUGCAAAAAGAACUUGGAGUCAAACCUGGAAGAUUCCUUCUAACGUUUUACGAUCUCGCGCCGUAUAACGUUGCAAAAAAUGGCACUACUAUAGCAGAUCUUGAAUUUUGAAGUAAAAUCAAUUUAGCAAUUAUUGCAAACAUGAAAAUCAAAAGUCUCGUGAGGUUUCAUUGGCCGGGCGAAGCAAGUUUUUCUUUGUUAUUUAGGUAAAAAUUCACCCUAGCCCUCCGACUUUCUGCUCGCCCGUCUGUCUGUCCGCCCAUGUCAGGCAGAGUUCUAUAAAUAACUAUGGAAUUAAAUUUACUUCGUUCUGCCUCUGAA